UUUGGCGACACGAACCAGACAGUCACCAUGAACAUUCGACCCGCUAGAGUAGACGACCUUCCAGGUAUGCAGGCGUGCAACCAACAGAAUCUUCCUGAGAACUACACAAUGAAAUACUAUCUAUAUCAUUCACUAUCUUGGCCAUCAAUAUCAUAUGUCGCCGAAGAUCACAAGGGAAGAAUCGUGGGCUAUAUCCUCGCAAAGAUGGAGGAAGAGUCAGAACAACAAGAAGAUCGGCAUGGGCAUGUCACCUCAAUAUCAGUCUUGAGGUCGUACCGUCGAUUGGGUUUAGCCAAGAAGUUGAUGAUUCAGUCGCAGGAGGCGAUGACGCGCAUAUACCGCGCGAAGUUUGUGUCGCUGCACGUUCGCAAAUCAAAUCGCGCAGCCUUGAGCCUGUACCGAGAUACGCUAGGGUUCACGGUGAAAAAAGUGGAAAGCAAAUAUUAUGCAGAUGGGGAAGAUGCGUACGCCAUGGAACUGUCACUGAGCCAAUAAGACCAUAACUGGGUUCAUAAAGUACAUUGUCACUAUAAGAAUACAACAAAAUCUCUGGAGCGCUGUACUAGUCGAUGUGUUUUCAGCCCCAUUGCCCUUGUAUACAGACCAGUAAUCGGGUUAGCCCUGACCUUGGUCUGCACCUCCCUUCGGAUCAGGCACGAAAGCCGACGCCUUCAGGCGAUCACCUGCAGCCGAAGCAUUUGGGUCUUCAACAAUUCCGCGUUUGAGCAUCAUAGCUUCUCGGAUAAUCUUCAUUGUCUCCAAUCCAAGUUCAUAGUAGCCAUCGUUUGACCUUGCUUCGAACAUGGACGUGUGGGCCUCGAUUUCAUCCGAGGCAAUGGUAUUCCUUGCUGGCUUGAAAUUCCCCGCUUGAGGGUUUGUGUCAUCUGGUAGUACUAUGAAUGUCCGCGAAAAGAUCUG
Messenger RNA from Coniophora puteana RWD-64-598 SS2, 918 nucleotides. Its product is annotated as acyl-CoA N-acyltransferase. The transcript is spliced from 6 exons. Gene Ontology annotation, molecular function: protein N-terminal-serine acetyltransferase activity; protein-N-terminal-glutamate acetyltransferase activity. The coding region runs from base 28 to 495 and encodes 155 amino acids. NCBI's taxonomy places the organism in Eukaryota, Fungi, Basidiomycota, Agaricomycetes, Boletales, Coniophoraceae. Gene Ontology annotation, cellular component: NatA complex. The record is from RefSeq and is a predicted model, not a curated record. Gene Ontology annotation, biological process: N-terminal peptidyl-glutamic acid acetylation.